GCCUGCGCGGACGCAGCUAGAACCCUGAAAUUCAUUAUGCGUUUAAAAGCUUUAUUUAUUUCCGCAUAACCUACAUAAUCUCACCAGGAGGCCAAAGCGGGAAAAAACGACAACCAGCCAUUUCAUUCGGAUCCAUAACAUAUCAUACUUAAAGAAAUAGAAAUUAGUCGGUAGUAAUAUUGUUAAGAAAGUGGUAGAUUUGAAUAUAUUAAGAAAAUGUCCGGAGAGAGAAACCGCAGGUCGCUGGCGUUCCGAGGAGGUGGAUUAGCGGUAACCAGCUCCAGUGGUGUCGGUGGGGGCAACAGUAACAGCUGGGAGGCCCAGGCCUGUCAAGAUCGACAUUUGAACGGGAACAGGCCAGAUCAAGAAGAGGAUAGGGAUCUGGGUGCAAAAGGACCAUCGCAAGGGAGAGUGGAGGGUGGGGGGUCUGUCAGUGAUAGCACAGAACCAGAGGCUGAGGAGGAAGAGGACCCGGAAGGGGGCAACUGGGCAACUGGGGUAGGAGAGGAUCGUGUCGGUUGGGUGGCAGUAGCUGUCGGAGAAGACGAGUCCAGGGAAGGGAGUAGCCGGACAGCGGGUAACUGCCUGAACAGCGAGGACGGCGCUGACUUGGGCAGCGGGGGCACGGGAUCCGAGGACGACAGAGGCGAAGCUGCCAGGAAAUCUUGGGUAGAAAUGAGACCGCAGACGCUACUGCAGAAACACUCCCAAUUCCAAGCUUCAUGGCUACAGGAGUUUCCAUGGCUCACAUUUUGUCAGGAGACGGGACUUAUGUCCUGCUCCUGGUGUCACAACAUUCCCACUAAAAACAACGACGAGCUGGUCAGAGGUAGUCGAAAUUACAAGCGGGCCUUGCUGCUGAGACAUCACCUGUCUUCUGAGCACGGAAGGAAUGACCCGACAAAGCAGGAGCUGGAGCGGCCUGGCUGUGAGGACCCCCCCCAGGGAACAGACAUGGAGACAGAAGACUACUACAGUAAUAACAAACCUAACCAGGACUCGUACUGCUACCAGCUGCUGCAGGAACUGGACAAACAACGCAAGGGAGGAAUCCUGUGUGACGUCAACAUCGUUGUGAGCGGAGAGGUGUUCCGGGCGCACAAGAACAUCCUCGUGGCCGGGAGCCGCUACUUCAAGACCCUCUACUGCCUGACCAAGAGCGAGAACUCCUCCUCUUCCUCAUCCUCGCCAUCUGACCAGACGACCACAGUCACUGUCACCCAUCUCGACGUGGCGGCCGGGGCGGGGUUCUCAGUCAUCCUGGACUUCCUGUAUAGCGGUAACCUCCUACUGACCAGUCAGAACGCCAUCGAGGUGAUGUCCAUGGCCUCUUUCCUCCAGAUGACGGAGGUGGUGGGAUCGUGUCGGGCGUUCAUCAAGGAAGCCCUCAACAUCAGCAUCAAGCAGGAGGCCCCCGACUCAGUGGUGGUGGAUUACAACAAGAGGAGAACGGUGGCCAAAGAUGGAGCUGGACAGGUGGGCUCGGACGGCAGCACCAACAAGAAGCCUGGAUGUAACUUCUGGGCCACCAGCAUCCUGUCCAAGCUGUCGAUAAAAGCCAGUGGUCAUGUCAACAAUGGGGAGCAGGUAGGGGGAGGCAGCGUGAAGGAGGAGCCCAGUGAUGUGAUGGUAUCUGCGGGGGAGGGCUGCGCCCUGGGGAGCUCCGGCUGGGGCUGUGAGAACUCGUCCGAGUCGGCUGAGAACGAGCCUCCGAGCGUUCCGGGGCCGGUGUUCGUCUGGAACGAGCCGGCUCCUGGGGCGGCGGCGGGCGGGCCGGUGGCGGUGAAGCGUGAAAAUCAGAAGGCGGAGCCGGGGAGCGGGCGGAGGAAAAAACAGAUCACACGGCGGUUCGUCUACAACAUCCCACCGGAGUCAGAGGAAGGGUUUGACGAGGGGAUGUUCGUCCAGCCCUCAGCCUCCUACCCCAGGGAGGACUUCUCCUUCCUCUCUGAGAAUGCCGAACUGGCCAAUCAGUUCCAAUACAGCCUCCUACAAGAGUCCCAGCAAGGGGAGUCCUGGGAGAAUGGCGAGUCGUCCGACAUAGCCCUGAAUAAGCUCAAGUGUCCCCACUGUAACUACAUCGCCAAGCACCGGAGAACACUAAAGAGGCACCUCAUCAUUCACUCCGGCGUCCGCUCCUUCAGCUGCGACAUCUGUGGCAAGCUGUUCACCCGCAGAGAGCACGUCAAGAGACAUUCCCUGGUGCACAAGAAGGACAAAAAGUACAAGUGCAUGGUGUGCAAGAAGAUAUUCAUGCUGGCGGCCAGCGUGGGGAUCCGGCACGGCUCACGGCGCUACGGCGUGUGUGCGGACUGUGCUGACUCCCACCAGGCCACGCAGGGGGGCCUGGAGUCCCUGGAGGUGUUCGUCCGCGAGGAUGAUGACUUUGAGGGGGAGGAGCCUGACGAGGACAUGGCUGGGGAGGGGGAGGAGCCUAACGACAACGACCAAUCCAACUUGGAGGGUGACACUAGUGCCGCCCCAGAGGAUGACUAGCUCAGAUAGAAACAAACAAAAAAUAGUUCAAGAUUUUUUUUACAUUUAAAUAAAGCUGGUAAACAAUCAACAACUCCAAAGUGCUAUCAAACCUUGAGGUUUCUUACACGGUUUAGUGUGUGAGACAAAGAGAGAAGCUUUGGUAGAGCAGGACUCCAAGAUGUACAGAUAUGCUAUGUGUCGCUCUGGGCCUAGUGCUCACUAGAGAAAAAUUUAAUAUUGAAAUCAGGUUUAUGGUGAUUUUGUUUUUUGGGGGGGGGG
Molecule: messenger RNA, 2757 nt
Organism: Salvelinus namaycush (lake trout)
Lineage: Eukaryota; Metazoa; Chordata; Actinopteri; Salmoniformes; Salmonidae
Product: zinc finger and BTB domain-containing protein 10-like
Exons: 5
Coding region: 217-2496 (759 amino acids)
Biological process (GO): regulation of transcription by RNA polymerase II
Molecular function (GO): protein binding; DNA-binding transcription factor activity, RNA polymerase II-specific; RNA polymerase II cis-regulatory region sequence-specific DNA binding
Source: RefSeq, a predicted model, not a curated record